Molecule: messenger RNA, 968 nt
Organism: Prosopis cineraria
Lineage: Eukaryota; Viridiplantae; Streptophyta; Magnoliopsida; Fabales; Fabaceae
Product: BURP domain protein RD22-like
Exons: 2
Coding region: 414-896 (160 amino acids)
Source: RefSeq, a predicted model, not a curated record
UUCUUUUCCAUUUAAUCUAAUGCAAAUCAAUAUUUAUAUAUUUGCAUAUUAUAUAUGAAUAUAUAACAUUUCAGGUUGCAUUAUUGGUAGUAACACUUGCUGCCUUACCUCCUGAGCUUUAUUGGAAGUCCAUGCUUCCCACCACACCCAUGCCUAAAUCUAUAGCAGAUCUCCUCCACCCAGCUGGCUAGUAUUGGCAUUUUCUUUCUGAGAACUUAAAUUUUCAGUUUAAAUAAUAUUUUUCUGAAAAAAACAAUGUGUAUUUUUCAAAGAACGAGGAUUUUAUUGGUACGCGGAUUUUGUCUUAAAAACUAUAUACGUAUAUUCAGGACCGGAGAAAGUAGUUAAUACCGGCAAGUCAAGUGUCGGCACCACCAUCUUCAGAGGAGUCGAAUGCCCAUUCGAGUUUUGUUAUGCUGGCUCAGACCAAACUCCAUGAUAAUGCCAUCACAACUCUCUUCCUUUCGGAGAAGGACUUGAAGGCUGGUCACAGAAUGAACUUGCUCUUCGCACAAAUCUCCAACAAAGCAUCCUUCCUGCCUUGUGAAGUCGUGGAAUCCAUUCCCUUUUCCUCAAGCAAGAUAGCUGAGAUAUUGAACAAAUUUGCUGCGAAGCCUGGGUCAAUAAAAGCUGAGGUUAUGAAUAAUACGAUUAAGCUUUGUGAGGAGUCAGGGGUUAAAGGAGCACAGAAGUAUUGUGCCACGUCAUUGGAAUCCAUGGUUGAUUUUAUCACUUCCAAGCUUGGGAGACACGUGGAAGCUUUUUCUACAGAAGUGGUGAAGGUAACAAAGAAGCAAGAGUACACAAUAAUGCAUGGAGUGAAGAAGGUGGGACAGAGGAAAGUGGUGGUGUGCCACAAGCUCAAUUAUGUGUAUGCUGUGUUUUAUUGUCACUAAAUAGAGAACACGGUUGUCUGUCGUUGAAGGGGUAUGAUACGAACAGAGUAAAAGUUGAGUGUAUGUCACCGA